AUGUCUAGUAGUAAGGUUGUUUAUAAAAAUGUGCCAAAAUCUGAAAUAUUUGAUGAACCUCCGAAAUACGAAGCGCCGCGAGGCAUCGGCGCCCGUCACUUACAAGUUCUCAUCCUCUUCACCAGCCUUUCUAUCGGGUUUACCAUCAAAGCUCAUCUCAGUGUUGCCAUGGUUGCCAUGACUUCUCAUGAGUCUUGUACAAGGAAUAUAAGCAAUGGCAAUGAGACCUUUAAUGAAACGAGUGAGUGUGACAGGAAGACUUCUAGUGUGUUUCAGACAUAUAAUUGGAGUAAAAAGCAACAAGAAAUAACACUCUUCGCAUUCUUCGUCGGCUAUACAACAAUGAUGGUGCCAAUGGGAAUCUUGGCACAAAAGUUCGGCGGCAAGAUUCCUUUCAUGGUCGGAUUGGCUGUUAAUGGUGUCACUUCUAUAAUUACUCCGUGGAUACCCCAAUUUGCAGGAUGGAUAGGGGUGUGUAUAUGCCGUCUGUUACAAGGUGCAACGCAAGCGGCUUUUUAUCCCAGUAUUCACGCAAUGUUAGGGAAAUGGGCACCCCUGAGUGAGAGAGGACGGCUCAGCACUUACGUAUACACAGGAUCGCAAUUUGGAACUAUAAUAUCCUUCCAAGUCUCCGGUUUCUUUUGUGGAAGCCCCAUGUUUGGCUGGCCGUCAUCCUUCUGGCUCUGGGGGAGUUUGGCCUUAGUUUGCUUCUGCAUGUUAGCUAAAUAUGGCUCCGCUAGCCCUCAGCAGCAUAAAACCAUUAGUACUGAAGAACUGGCGUUUAUUAUGGGUGAUAGUGCUGCUGAUGCUGUUCCUAAGAAGCGGUCAACUCCUUGGAAGCAUAUCCUCACAAGUUCAGCGGUCUGGGCAUGCAUUAUAGCACACGCGGGCUCAGCUGUCGGUUACUUGUUCGUCCUCACUCAAUUACCUCUCUAUAUGAACAAAGUCCUUGGCGUCAACAUCAAGGAGAAUGGGGUGCUAUCAUCUUUACCUUACAUAUCGAUGUAUUUUAUGGCAAUAGGUUUUGGAAUCCUCACAGAUUUCUUGAAGAAUCGGAAUUUUAUGAGUCUUAUUAAUAUUAGAAGAUUUUGUAAUACAGUUGGUCUGGUAUUGUCUUCAAUAUUUUUAUUAGGGACGUGUUAUGUGAAUACGACUUGGUUAGCCGUCACCUUAUUGGUUAUUAGUCUGGGGCUACAUUCUGGAGUUCAUACCGGGUAUCAUAUCAACCACAUAGAUUUGGCGCCGAAUUUUGCAGGUCCAAUGAUGGGGCUGGGUAACAUGGUCGCCAAUUUGUCAGGCCUGUCUAUUCCAUUCCUAGUGUCUACCAUCGUUGGAGAUGACAUGGCAAAUCAUCAUAAGUGGCAAAUCACAUUUAUUGUUGUGGUGGCGGUUCAGAUCGUGACGAAUAUAAUCUUCGUCGUUUUUGUAAGAGUCGAUCUUCAAUCUUGGAACUUUUAUGGCGACGAUGAAAACGGUAUGAAAAUAAUAUAUAACGCCAUGAUAAUAGUAUAUUCUAAGUCGCUGACAGGUUUGAGGGCUGCCGAUCUUCUUGUAUAUAAUUAUUGUACCGUAUACAAUAACGACACUAAUGCGCCAUUUUACAAAAUGGCUAUUGCGGAAAAGAACCAAGUUUAUGAAAAAGUGCCAAUAAAUGAAGUGAUAAGUGAAAAUGAGGAAAAACAAGUACCUGCCUACGGCUAUGGAAUCCGUCACGUCCAAGCCAUUAUACUCUUCAUCUGCAUGUUGAUUGGUUAUAUGGCAAGAACACACCUAGGAGUCACUAUUGUAGCAAUGACGAGUGCCAUUGCUCAUGACAAAUCUAUAUUGAAUAUGACUGUCAUUGAAGCAAAUGAAACAGAAUUUAAUAUAACUGGUGGUUUGGAUUAUAAUGUUACUAACAGUAGUUAUGAUCUAAAUAGUUCAAACAGUAGCGAUGAAGACGGUAUAUGGAAUGUUUAUCGGACGUACGACUGGUCAAAACCUAUACAAGAUUCGAUCUUAGGUGCUUUCUUCGUUGGAUAUUGCAUCGCUAUGUUUCCCACCGGUAUGAUCUGCCAACGCUUCGGUGGGAAACUGCCACUUCAGAUAAGUUUGCUGAUAAACGGAAUUGUAACUUUAGCGACUCCAACGGUUGCUGUAUGGGGUAGCUGGAAGGCAGUAUAUUGUUGUCGAGUCAUACAAGGAUUAAGCCAAGCCUGUCUUUACCCAAGUGCCCACUGCCUCUUAGCAAAAUGGGCCCCCGUCAGUGAAAAGGCCACUAUUAGUAGUUUUAUUUACACUGGGACGUUACUGGGAACAGUUAUUGCCUUUCAAAUAGGAGGGUUAUUGGCCGGAACUGCCGCAGGGUGGCCAAGUACCUUUUGGAUAACAGGCGCCUUAUGUCUAGCGGCUUCUCUGAUGUUAGCCGUUUUCGGCGCUGCUAGUCCCGAUGUUCACAAAACUAUCACCGAGGCUGAAAAAAAUUACAUUUUGGGGAAGAUUGAUGAUGGUACAAACAAAAAGGCUGCCAAGGCACCAUGGAAACGUAUCUUCACAUCUAUACCUCUUUGGUCUACAUUUGCUACUCACACAGCAGCAGGGAUCAGUUUUGUAUUUCUCUUUACUCAAAUACCGUCGUACAUGCAUUAUAUACUCGGCUUUAACGUCAAAGAUAGUGGACUUCUAUCCUCACUGCCCUACGUAGCGAGUUCUAUCGCGAAUAUUGGUUUUGGAGUCUUAUCAGACUUCUUCAUCAACAGGAACUAUCUCUCCACUAAAAAUGCGCGUAAGGUGUGCAACUGUCUUGCUCAAUGGGGUCCCGCGGUAUGUCUGGUGUUAGUUACUUUUACAAACAGUAGUGCACUAGCAGUAUUACUACUAAUUAUGGCAGUGGGACUAUCUGCAGGAAUUCAUUCUGGAUGGAUGGUUAAUUACAUAGACUUGUCACCAAACUUCAGUGGUUCUUUGAUGGCCACUGGCAACACCUUUUCUACAAUAUGCAUCACCCUUUUGCCCGUUCUUGUAUCUAAUGUGGUCACCGAUGUGUAUGAUCCACAGCAGUGGCGCAUCGUCAUGUUUGUCAUGGCGGCCAUCAUAUCAGUCUGCAACGCAUUUUUCGUCUUCUUCAUGUCUGCUGACAAGCAGCCUUGGGACCAGGUCGAUGAUGAAGAAAAAAUGGAAGCCGAAAAACCUCUACAAUCGAGUUUAAGCUAUGGCUACCGACAUCAGCAGACCUUAUUGCUGUUCUUUUGCUACAUGGCAGCAUUCAGCUUAAGGUCAUUCAUGGGAGUAGCCUUAGUAGCCAUGAUGCAUGGACAUCACAAUGAACGCACUACAAACUCAAGUUUAGAAGCUGGAAAUGAUACAGAUAUGGGAAGUGUUGGAGUGUUUAAUGGAAUAUUUUUUCAUGAACCGUUUCCAACACUACAAUGGGAUAAAAAAUCUCAGGACUAUAUUUUGGCUUCAUUCGGAUUAGGAUACGUAAUUCUUCAGAUACCAGCGGGACAAAUCGUCCACCGGUUUGGUACGCGUUACCUUCUUACCAGUGCUUUGGUUAUAAAUGGAUUGCUUUCUUUUGUUACUCCGUGGGCGGCUUAUUACGGAGGCUGGAUAUUUGUGAUGGUUCUCCGAAUGAUUCAAGGCUUGGGCCAGUCUUGUUUCGUAGCAGGUAUGCACAGGUCAUUCGGGAAAUGGGCACCGUUGGAAGAACGAAGCCAAUUGACGGCAUUUGCGUAUGGAGGUCAACCUUUAGGAACUGUCGUUGGGUUGUUACUGACGGGCUACUUAGCAGCCUCUCCUGUUGGAUGGCCAGGCGUUUUCCGCUUCUACGGUCUUUUAUCACUGAUCGUCGCCAUCAUCUUCUGGUUCCUUGGAGCUGAUUCACCUAGACAACACCCUCGAAUUUCUGUCGCUGAGAGACAAUAUAUCGAGGAAGCUCUCAAAAACACAGAGGCUAAAGGAAAGAAACAUCUUAAAGUUCCUUGGAAACAGUUGCUAUGCUGCAGAGGCAUGAUCGCCGUCGCAAUAGCCCAUAUUGGACAGGGAUGGUUUCAGAUGACGAUGUAUUCUGAAAUUCCGUCUUUUAUGGACAAAGUGAUGAAGGUCGAUAUAAAAAUUAAUGGCCUCCUCACAGGAAUACCGUUCUUUGUUAUGUGGCUUACCAACUUCUUCUUCAGCUGGUUCAUCGACAUGGUUAUUGUCAAGAAGUGGCUCUCCGUCAUCAAUGCUAGAAAAUUAGCUCAAAGCAUGGGAACUAUACCAACGGUGGUAGGACUAAUCUCUCUUGCCUAUGUGAAGAAAGACAUUGUGCUAGUGGAGACGAUACUAAUUUUUACUUGCGCUUUUGAAACAGCAGUGUUUUCGGGAUUUUUUAUAAACAUCAUCGAUUUAGCUCCAAACUUUGCUGGCCCCAUGAUAAGCAUUAGCAAUUUUGUAACAAACGUAUUCGCUUCCGUAGCACCUGUAAUCGCUGGAGUUGUACUAAAUGAGGAUGUUACAAGCCAGCACCUAUGGGGAAGGUUAUUUUUCAUAGUAGGUGGGAUUUAUUUAGUAACUUAUAUAAUAUACCUUUCCAUUGGAACAGCCGAGGUGCAAAAAUGGAAUGAUCCUGAAGAAGAAACGAGAAGAAAUAUAGAGGCAGGAGAAGAAAACCCAAUGCUUUAGACUUUUGCAUAAUAUAGCUAUUUUGAGCGGGAUUUUACACAGAAUAUUAAGAUUAAUAAUACAUACGAAAGUGUAAA
Molecule: messenger RNA, 4718 nt
Organism: Leguminivora glycinivorella
Lineage: Eukaryota; Metazoa; Arthropoda; Insecta; Lepidoptera; Tortricidae
Exons: 31
Coding region: 1-4641 (1546 amino acids)
Biological process (GO): transmembrane transport; monoatomic anion transport
Cellular component (GO): plasma membrane
Molecular function (GO): transmembrane transporter activity
Source: RefSeq, a predicted model, not a curated record